AUGCGGGUGAAAUAUGCAAUCCUUACUGCGAGACAACCCGUUCUUUUCGCCCUUGAAACCAACCUAGAGUUCGUCUCGGGAUUCGCCGUCAUCGUCGUCCUCGCCAUCAUCGCCGUCCUCGUCGUCUUCGUCAUCCUCGGCAUUCAUAUAUUCCGAGUCGUCGGAUAUUGUACCAUCCUCGCUACCGAGUUCUUCGCUGUGUUCAAUGCCGUCUGGGACAGGAUCUUCAAAAUCACUAGGAUCCAAAUAUACAAAUCCCCAUCUUGUAUGGCUUGGAGUUCCACAUUCCACGCAUCGAGUGGCUGUGGGGGUGGGAUUAUCGCUGCCGGUAGAGAAUCAAAGACAAAAUUAAACGACGUUGUUAGAACCACCGAACAUGGCUUCCUUGCUCUACGCAGCCGCGCUAAUAAUAAUCUUAUACCUAAAGAUACGCCUACCUUAUAA
Dothidotthia symphoricarpi CBS 119687 is the source of this 444-nucleotide messenger RNA. RefSeq lists its product as uncharacterized. The transcript has 3 exons. The coding region runs from base 1 to 444 and encodes 147 amino acids. NCBI's taxonomy places the organism in Eukaryota, Fungi, Ascomycota, Dothideomycetes, Pleosporales, Dothidotthiaceae. The record is from RefSeq and is a predicted model, not a curated record.